GCAGAGGCGGAACGGGUACGGCGCGCGGGAUUCGAGCUGGCUCGGCGAAUCAGUCGCACGCCAGUAGCGCUAGUAUUCCGUAAGCUUCCGUCCGGUGCGGCUCGAUACACACCCGCUUCCCGAGAGUGGUGUGUGCGUUUGUGCGUGCGUGCGUGCGUGCGAGUGUGUGAAGGUUCGUUUUUCCGGUCGAACGUGUCGAAACGUGGCACGCGAAACGCGUCGUAGUGCCGUAGUGCCUACUCUCGUCGUAGCGCAAAAAAAAAACAAAAAAAAAAAACAAAAACGGAAGCUGCUGAGUGUCCCCGCCGGAAAGGUGCCGAGUGUGUGAUUGGGCCAGCCCUAUCAAUCAACACUUCUAUCAACCCUCCCCGGGAUCGUCCCCUGCUUGCCGAAUGGCUGGCUGGGUGUCUUUAGCGUUCUCUUUCGAUGUUUCCUGCAGCACGGCGAGAGCGGCCGGUACGUGCCGAAGGAUUGUUUGGCCGCCGCACCGACUGAACUGACCGCAGUGCGUGCCGAGACAGGCAGCGUGCUACCAGGCAUUAGUGGCUCUCCACUCCACUGGUGCGCGAGUGUGUAUGUGUGUGUUUGUGCGCGCGAAUGCAUGCAAAGUGUAAAAUAGUGCAAACCGAAAGCUCAAAAGCCCGCGCCAAAAAUAGUGCCUCGACAGCCUGCAGAAAUAGUGCGCGUCCUCGCGCCAAGAGCGGAUCGCUCGAUCUACCUGCUCAAUAACGAAAACGAUACCAUUGCCCCCGCCCGAGCAGCGGACUCGGACAAUCGUGCUUUUGUUUGCCUGCUGUUGUUCUGCUGCCGUACGGGGCCGUUCGCCUUCAGCCAGCAAACAGUGCAAAAGGAACACUACUCGACACCGUACGCGAGCAACAAUCAAACCAAGUACGUACCAACAAGGCACCGAGCAGCGAUCAAAUUUCGUACUCCGGCUGGCUUCGCAUCGGCCGAUUAACGGAGCGGGGCGAAAAGGGCUGCUUAUCGGUGCGGGAUCGUAGAAAUCGUGUGAAGCCUGCAAAAGAAAAAUGUGUUUAGAUUUAAUGCCGUCACGAGCUUUCAACCGUUGCCCGUUGCAGUAGUGUCCAGUGUCGUACUUUGUGUGUGUGUGUGCGUGAGUUUGUGUGCUGUGUCUCAGUGGUGCGUUCCCUUUCCUCACACAAUUCCCUCUCGCGCGCCCUCGCCCCCCCCACCAAGCAAGCAGUUGGCCCGGAAUGCCCGGCAAUCGUAGUUCCGCCACCCGCCUGCCUAUCCACCCGGUUCAUUUGUGCACGGUUAGCGGUGAGGAACGGGCCGACCUACUGCCGUCAGCCAACGCGUGAGUGUGUGUGUGUGUGUGUACACUGUUUACAAAGCGAUGCGUGUGCGGGCGGUCGCUCGGUGCCGGAUGGUGGCGGUGGCCUUCGUGCUGCUCGUCCAGCUCGUCGACAGCGGCCAGAUGGAGGAGCUGCAGCUGCGCUCCGGUACGGGCGGGGGCGGCUCCGGCACGACACGGUACCGGACCGGGGCGGCCGACACGCCCGGCAAGGGCCGCGGGCAGGCGGGCCCCGCACCGAUGUACGCGGUGAACGAUAUCGAGUGUCCGAGCUUUGCGGAAAAUUCCGCCUGCCCGUGCUACAAAUUUGAAGAUGGCAUCUUUCUCGAGUGUCCCGGCAUCACGCUGGCGGCCCUCCGCUCGACCCUGCAGGUCAUCUCGUCGCCCAUCCAGUCGCUCUCGGUGUACGACUUUGACCGGUCGGUGAAGACGCUGACGGUGGAUCUGUUCCAGGGGGCGGCAUUCUCCACUGCCGGCGGCAGUGGUGGUGGUGUAGGGCUCGGCUUGGACUCGGCGCCCGCCGGUAACGUGAGCAUCCGGCACCUGCAGUUCUCCCACUCGAGCCUGCAGCAGCUCAAGCCGAACAGUUUGCUGCCCCUGCGGUCCCAUCUCGAGAGCCUGAGCAUUAUCAACGGGAAGCUGACGCAGGUGCCCUCGAAAGCGAUCGUCGGUCUGAAGAAGCUGAUGGUGCUCGAUCUGGACGCGAACGAGAUCGGCACGCUGGAGGACUACGCCUUCCAUGGGCUCCACCUGGUGAAGCUCAACCUGAAAAGCAACCAGAUCGAGCGCGUCCCCACGAACGCGCUGGCCGGGCUGGAGGAGUCGCUGGCCGAGCUCGACCUGUCCGAGAACCGGUUGCGCCAGUUCCCGACGCUGGCGCUUCGCCAGCUGGAGCACCUCCGCCUGGUGCGCCUCUCGAUGAACGAGAUCGCCUCGCUCGAGCCGGACGACAGCUACACCCGGUUCGGGGCGCUCUCCUUCCUCGACCUCAGCCUGAACAACUUCGCCGAGCUGUACGGCGACAUCUUCGGCGCCUUUCCCGCCCUGAAGACGCUCUCGCUCUACAACAACUUCAUCGAGCAGGUGCACCGGGACGCGUUCGUGUCGCUGCACGAGCUGCAGUCGCUCGACCUCAGCCACAACCGGAUCGUCUACCUCGACCCGGACGUGUUCGCGGCGAACCGGCGGCUGCACACGGUCGACCUGAGCCGCAACCACGUGCACUACGUGAGCGGCGUGUUCGCCAACCUGCCCGUGCUGCGCGAGGUCUUCCUCAGCGAGAACAACCUGCUCGAGCUGACGGACGACUGCUUCGCCAACUCGACCGGCGUGAAGGUGCUGUACAUGGAGCACAACGCGCUGCAGCGGCUGGACGGGGAGGCGCUCGCCUCGCUCGCUAGCCUCGAGCAGCUGUUCCUCAGCCACAAUCUGCUCGAAAAGAUACCGGUGCGCUUUUUCGAGCCGACGCCCGAGCUGACCUCGCUAGCGCUCGACGGGAACGCGCUGCUCGAGCUGGACGAGCGGCUGUUCCAGCGGCAGGGGAAGCUGCGCGAGCUGCGCCUCAAUGGCAAUCGGUUGCGGCAGAUCCGGGCGGCGCUGUUCGCGCCCGCCGCCGACCUGAUGGAGCUGCAUCUGCAGAACAACGAGCUGCGGGUGGUGGAGCGCGGCGCGCUCAGCGGCUGCCCGCAGCUGCAGUACGUCAACCUGCAGGACAACGCGCUGGAGGAGCUGGACGCGGUGUUUGCCGGUGGGCCCGGGCCGCACACGCCCGCCCACUCGCCGCUGAUGGCGGUGACGACGCACGGGAAGCUGAUCAGCACGAAGGGCGAGCCGGCGGUGCUGGACGGCGAGCUGGCCGGCCAGCCGGCCGAGUCGGCGCUGCUCUCGAUCCAGCUCAGUGGCAACGCGCUGCGCCAUCUGCACGCGCAAGCGUUUCGCGGCCAGACGAGCGUGCAGAUGGUGUGGCUGGAGCACAACCAGCUGCGCUCGCUCGACCGCGCCCUGUUCGCCGAGACGGUCCACCUGGAGAAGCUGUACCUGCGCAACAACUCGCUGAUCGCGCUCGAGCCCGGCACGUUCGAUGCGCUCGGGCGGCUCAAGCUGCUCGAUCUGUCGCGCAACCGGCUGAGCGACCUGCAGCCGGAGCUGUUCCGCCGGCUGGCCGAGCUGGAGGAGCUGCUGCUCGCGCACAACCUGCUCGGGGCGCUGCGGGCCAACGUGUUCGGGGCGCUGCACGGCCUCCGCACGCUCGACCUCAGCUACAACAACCUGCAGACGCUCGGUGCGGACGCACUGCAGCCGGGCCUGCCGGUGGCGAGCGUGAACCUGCGCGGCUGCAACCUGACGCGGCUCGAGCCGGGCGCCUUCCGCGGGCUGCUCAAUCUGGCCGAGCUGACGCUGGAGGAGAACCGGCUGCCGGCGGGCGAGCUGCGCCAUCUCGACGCGAGCCCGGUGCGUACGCUGCGCCUCGCCGCGAACAACUUUACGGCCGUGCGCGAGGGGCUGCUCGAUCGGCUGGUCUCGCUGCAGGUGCUGGAGUUGGCGCGCUGCGCCAUCGGUGACCUGCCCACCGCCCUGCUCCAGCGCAACGUGAACCUCGUCCGGCUGGAUCUGAGCGAGAACGAGCUGCGCGUGCUGCGCCGCGGCUCCUUCGCCGGGCUGCACGUGUUCAAGGAGCUGCGGCUGCACGGCAACCGGCUGGCGGACUUCCCGCACCUCGCCCUGCUGAACGUGUCCACGCUCGAGGUGCUGACGCUGUCCCGCAACCAGCUGACGGCGAUCGAUUUCUACAAGCUGAGCGGGCUGCCGAACCUGCGCACGCUCGACCUGCACGCGAACAGCAUCACGACGCUGGGCGGGUUCACCGCCGACACGCUGCCCCAUCUCGACACGCUCGAUCUCAGCGGCAACCUGCUGCUGGCGCUGCCGGAGAACUUCUUCAAGCACUCGGUCAGCCUGCAGCGCGUCGAUCUGUCGGCGAACCGGUUCGGGCGCAUCCCCAACCUGGCCCUCUCGGAGGCGUCGCUGGCCCGGCUGGCCUGGCUCAACCUUACCGGCAACCCGCUGCAGCGCAUCUCGGCCGACGCCGACCAGCAGCGCUUCCCGCAUCUGCGCGAGCUCGUCAUCAGCCGCACCAACCUGUCGAUCGUGACCAGCAAAGACUUCGAGCUGUACCCGGCGGUGCAGCGGCUGCACCUGGCGCACAACCGCAUCAACCGCAUCUCGCCCGGCGCGUUCGUGGCCCUCGCCAGCCUGCAGCUGCUCGAUCUGAGCGUGAACGAGCUGGAGCUGCUGCCGAAGGAGCGGCUGCAGGGGCUGCGGCUGCUCGAGACGCUCAACCUGUCCACCAACAGCAUCCGCGAGCUGGACGAGUUUGCGCAGGACCUGCAGAAGCUGCGCGUGCUCGACGCGUCCGCCAACCAGCUCGAGCGCAUCCACAAGAACGCGCUGCGCCAUCUGGGGGCGCUGCAGGAGCUGUACCUGAACGGCAACCGGCUGAUCACGGUGGCGUCGGACGCGUUCCGGACGCUGCGCGCCCUGACCCGGCUCGAUCUGCGCAAGAACUACUUCGAGUACGUGCCGCUGCGGGCGCUCAAGCCGCUCGAAACUCAUCUGCAGCAGCUGCGGCUUGAAGAUAAUCCGCUCGUCUGCUCGUGCGAUACGCAGGAGCUGUGGGAGUGGCUGAGCGACCACCGGAAGUGGGCCCGCGGUUACGACAACGUGCGGUGCGAGCAGCCGGCCGAGGUGCAGGGCAAGCUGCUGCUGACGAUGGAACCGCAGGAGUUUUGCGACGUGCCGCUCAUCCUGAAGAUCGCCAUCCAGGACAUCCAGCCGUACUCGGUGCUGGUGUCGUGGCAGAGCCGGGAGCACUCCGGGCUGCACGGGUACCACAUCAUCUACCACUCGCUGGACACGGUCGAGGACAUACGCGGUAAGACGAUGAACCGGUCCUCCAACUCGGCCAAGCUGAAUCGGCUGUCGUCCAACACGCGCUACCUGAUCUGCGUGCUCGGGCUCGGCAGCUGGCUGACGUACCACAGCGACAUCAACAGCCUGCUGAACCAGUCGAACCAGCUGCAGAACCAGAUCCUGAACAGUGGCUCGGCCGUGCACAGCGGGUACGCGGCGGGCGAUCUGGACGCGUCCCUGUCGAACACGCUGCUGUCGCUGAUGAUGGACACGCCGACGUCGCGCUGCACCGAGGUGCGCACGCUUGACGCGAUCGGGCCGAACCCGCUGGCCGAGGCGGACGGCAUGUCCGGGCGCAGCAUCAUCCACUCGAUACUGACGCGCCGGCUCGGGCUGAUCGUGGGCUGCUGUCUCGGCAUCGUCGUGUUCAUCGUGCUCGUCUCCGUGCUCGGCUGGCUGAAGAUCAAGAAGCAGCGGCUGGAGGCGGCCAAGCGCCAGCAGCAGCCGCACCAGCCCGAGUUCAUCUCCUACCGGCACUUUUCCAUCCCGAACGACGAGCACGGCCGGGACGGCGUGGCCGGCGCGAUGGGCGCCGUCGUGGGCGGCGGUGGUGGAGGCGGCGGUGGUGGGGUCGCCCUGCUCGAUGGGCAUCCGUCGUUCAUCUCCGGUGCGGUGCUCGGCACCACCACGACUAUGAACGGGGGCGGACCGGACGAGCACAAGAAGCUGUUCCUGACCGACAGUUGAAACGGGCCGGGCACGGUACGGCUGCCCGUCAACGCUUCCCUCGCAACGCUCGAUCUGGUCAAUUACGGCUGAAGCGGUAGGUUGCAGGGUGGACCCAAGGACGGUGGGAGGGGGCGGGGGGGGGGGAGGGAAGGUGCUCUCCCUCUCUUUUUUCUACACCCCACAAACCAAGCGGCAAAUCACUCACAGCCCGCAAAGCAGAAACGAAGCGCGCGUGGAAGCGAGCAAAGAAAACAAACGAACUAGUAAUAAUCAAACAGCAUAGCUAAUGUUACUUGUGGAUAAGCGUUGCCGAGGGAGUGCAUGGAUGGAAAAGGAGUUGACGUAGGGUAUGCAAAAAAAAAAAUUAGUACUCGUGAGCAGUAUCAAAAAGCUCCCAGGGCAAGUGGAACGAUUUUAACGGGCAGAGCACACAAGUGUGAGACUGGAUUUGGCGCACUCCGGCGCCUUCAAAUUUAAGCGCCCAUCUGCAACCGGCGUAGAUUCAUACCAAAAACGAUUAGGCUAAAUGAAAGAAACACCCUCAAAAGAGAGCGCAAGCGAAGAGGAUGCCGGGUUACAUAAUUUUACAUUUUAUCUUGUUCGUUUUAAAUAUCAAAGUGUUGUCUCGGUAGAUUUAUUUAUUAUGUUUCACUACUCAGCUCAAGCAAAAAAUUUCCAUGGCUAUGACAAAAGAUGGAAUAAUCGGCCUUAUACAGCUUCCUUUAACGCUGCGUGACGGGCGUUUUGCAUACAUUUAGGCGUAACGGCAACGAAAUUAUAGCGAAGCGCGCGAUCCUUUUCAAGCGCCUGCAGCUAUGCAAUCGGGAGUGCGAUAUUGGAUUUUAAUAGACGAGUUUCCCUUAUUUUUUUGCCCAGCCCGUACCAACUCGGCUCAAUUAUUGGCUGAUUGGCCUGUUUACUCUGUUGCAUCACACACACACACACACACACUGCAGUAAACACAGUUGUUUGAUUUCAAUCACCACGUUUGUCGUGCUGCUGAUAGCAAACAGGGGGCAAAAACAAAGGAAAACAUACAUAUAUUACAGGGUUUUCCAGGGGUUAUCAUAGCUGUGGGACACUUCCUUGAUUCUUUCUUAUGGGAAGUGAACUUCAUAUGUUGGAAAUUGGACUCUAUGGCACCCUUUAUGGAAAUUCCUAUCGGAAUUGUCCAACAAGGAUGCUAUAGAGUCCAAUUCCCCUUUACAUUAGGUUCAUUUCGCAGAAGAAAGAGUCAAUAAAGUCUCCCACAGCUAUGAGAACUCCUGGAAAACCCUGUAACAUGAAAGCAGCGUGCUGACCAAACACCCCAUUUCACCCCAUCACGCUGAAGGUCGGAUAAAGCGGCAGAACAAAAAUCAAAUGAGGAGGUAAAUUGGCAAAAACGAAAACCCGUAAAAGCCAAUACAGAGAUGUUUGUAAAUAUUUUGUAGAGACAAGAUUAUUGAGCUUUACCGUGUUGUGCAUGAAACUGCAAAAAAAAAAAAAACACAUACCGUUGGUAGGUUCGAUUGCACGAGGCUGAAAUCGGGUUUUCUUUAUAAAUAAUCACUUAGGAAAAUUAUGACUGGUUCAACCUCGGGGAAAGGAAAGGGAAAACACAGGAGAAAAAAAUGUAGGCAAAAAAAACACACACACACACAUCCACAAAUGAAGGAACGGCUGCAGUGAGGAAUGUGAAGUGUCAGAAACAGCGGGUGAAAGGAGACGAUGUUAUUUGCUUUUCGUUUCGUUUCGGCUCGCUGUUUGCUGUUUAACUUGGCUUUACGACAGUUGUGUCCCGCAGUGCAAGGGACAAAAAACCCCUCCCACGGUGAGUAAAGUUGCGCUCUCCUUUUGCCGGGAUCAUCCUUUUCGUACAUCGAACCGAUUUGAAACCGGGCUGAUUGACAUAAAGGAUUAACGAUAGGAAACGGCAAAUGAUGAAGCAAAUGCAACGUCGCAGAAGCGGCUCUAUUAUCUGGCAGUGCUGCGCUCGGUGGCACUUCAGUGACGCCCGGCUUUUGUGUGGUGGUGGUAGUAACGAAGUGGUUGGAAUGUUUUUCACCUGAAAGCAAUCCUGCCAGGCAGUUUCCAUUAUUUCGCUUUUUUGUCAUUCUUUUGUAUUGGCUUUUUCAGUUUAAUGUUUUUUUUAAUUAUUCUAUCUACAUUGGAGCUUCUUCUGCUUGGCCAAACACACACUCACACUAAGUUAUGCGAGCAAUCGUGCUGUGUGUGAAGAAUAAAUGCGAGAUAAUGCGCUCUCUCCCCCUUCCAUGAGCGGUUUGUGGCAGUGGGAGGAUGUUGUCUUCCCGGUUUGCCAAGCACUGGUCCGGGGGGUUUUUUUAGGGUGUAUAGUGUGGCACGAAGCAACAAAUAUGAACCACUCUGAGGCGAGCUGAUUGAAAUAGAGGCGCAUCGGUUUCGUGUCUACAUCUUUUUUUUUUCUAGCUGCCUCGGACAGUUUGAGGUUCGUUUAUGUUUUUAUGCUGAAUUCCGCGAGCGCUGUACAAGAUGCUUCGGGUGUAGUUAGUCCGUUGUUUUUUUGUUUAUACCAUAGUAAUUUGAUAUUUAUUUAUUUUUCUUUAUCUUUCAUACGGAAAGCAUCACCAAGAGCGUUGUUUUCGUUUUUUUUUUUCUAAUUUUCUCUCAACGCAACCGUUUGGACGCUGCUGGGAACAAUUUUCACGUACCAGCAGGGCUUUUUUCUCCCUCUCCAUUUUCUAUAACCAUCCACAAUUGAUUGCUAUUGAAAGUGUGUAUGUGUGUGUGUGUGUGUUUUUUUUUGGUUUGAUGUGGAAUCAGCUAUGGAAGGAAGGAUCAUUAAUGCUUCUAACAAAACAAUCCACAGUGCUGUCGUGCAAAGCAGAACCGUUUGCUGCAGUGCGCAGUGUGUUUGUGACGCAGCUAUGUAUGCUUUUUAUUGAGUUGUAAACACGUGUUAUUCGUACUUUUGUUUGCCUGUUUUGGUGGCUGAUGCUUUCCCGUGAAAGCUCACUGUCGGUUGAGCUUAGAAUGAAUGAGCGCGUGAGUGUUCAUUUCCAUGCUUUAUUCUUUAUAAGGAUGGUUAUACAAAAAACAAAACAAAACAAAUGAAAACUGUUUGCUUUUUCGCACCAAAGCUUAAGGGUAAGGGUGAAGUGAAAUGGAAAUAAUGAUCUUAAUUGAAACAUUUUUGUUUUAUGGCACUAGCUUCUCUUGUUGCGUAUUUUACGUUCGCGCCUAAAUGUAGGCAGCACUGUGCGUUAUUUUAUUGAAGCUACUGCUAGGCGCACCCUGCGCGAUGUUUAUUUUUUUUUUUCAUUUUGUAGUUAAGAAUAUAUAACAAAGUGUUCAUGUUAAUUUAUACUAUAUAAGGGGGGUUUUUUUUUACUCAAUUUAAAAUACUCAAUUACUGCAUGCAUGAAAUCGUUAUAAUGUUGAUUUAAGAUAGCGUGUGCGCUACAGAAUGUUGCUAAUUGGGAAAAUCAUUAGAUUGUAAGCGAAAGAAAUUUUGGUGCUAGCUAGUUGGUGGAAGGAUUGAUUGCAGUUUUAUUAUUUUUUCUCUUUCUUUUGGAUGUGCUGAAAUAAGUGAGGAAAAAAAACAGGGCAUUAUGAUAGAGUUGUUUCAUUGGAUGUAUAGUUACUUGCAAGAGAAGAGAACCUAAAAUUGAAGAACCGCUGCAAUGUCAUUCAACAAUGCACCGUCAGGCAGCAAGAAAGUGGAGGCGCAACAAAAGGCGAAGGUUUUUUGGUGGAUUUUUUAAUGAAACAUAAAAUCGUCUGUUUGCUUAAUUGCUUCAGUAGAUUGUUUGUUUUUUUUCUUCGUCGGCAGUUGACAGUGUGACAGCCUUACCUUGGUGCAUUGGUUUUCGAGAGCGAUUAAAAGAAGGUGUGAACGUGAAACAGGUAAAUUGAAAAAAAGAACAUAAAAUAAAAAAAAACAAAUACACAACUCCUAAGCGCGAGGAAUCACAACUGUAUAGUCUAAAGCACGUGAUAGCCGCGCAAGAUUGAACGUGUUUAGGGCCCGCUGCAAGUGAAAUGUUACUGCCCCAUUCGCUUAAUGUCAAUGAAACGGAGCGGGCAGCUAAGGAAGGGAAUGAAACAGGAACAUAAUAAAUGACGCGUGACGUGUAAAAUGUAAAAGCUGUAUCUUUGCAAAAAAAAAAAAAAAAAAACAC
This is a messenger RNA of Anopheles coluzzii, 10098 nucleotides long. Its product is annotated as protein artichoke. The record is from RefSeq and is a predicted model, not a curated record. Lineage: Eukaryota; Metazoa; Arthropoda; Insecta; Diptera; Culicidae. Gene Ontology annotation, molecular function: protein binding. Bases 1361 to 5974 code for a protein of 1537 amino acids. The transcript has 8 exons. Gene Ontology annotation, cellular component: extracellular matrix; cell surface.